AGGAUGAUCGGACGCUUCAAUAUUUUUAGUAGUAGGUUACUGUGACAAUAUGAAAAAGUUAUAUCUGAAUUAGUAUUCUUUCCAUCGCGAAGUCCGAUUUUGCAUCCGAAAUGGAUCGCUAUCAAGAGCGGGAAGAGCUCAGACACAUAGUUCAACAAUGGAACGCAAACCGACUCGAUCUUUUUGCGUUGUCGGAUCCUAAUGAAGAUUUGGAAUUCCAUGGAGUGAUGCGGUUUUAUUAUCUGGAUGACGGGUCGAAGGUGGCAACGAAGUGCAUACGUGUUUCCUCCACUGCGACGACAAAUGCGGUCAUUGAAACUUUGAUAGAGAAAUUUAGACCCGACAUGCGAAUGCUAAGCAGCCCUGACUACUCUUUGUUCGAAAUCCAUGAAACUGGAUCUGAGAGGAAGAUGUCUCUGGAUGAAAAGCCGCUGUUGGUCCAGUUGAAUUGGCAUAAGGACGAUCGAGAAGGCCGGUUUCUUCUCCGUCGAUUCGACGAUAAAUCAAAUGCGGUUCCAAGCCCGAUGGCUGAAAGUAGUUUCAAGCGGAAAUUGUCGAAGCGUGAGAAGAAGCAGCUCAAGAAGCAAGAAAAACUACGUCGAAUGAAAUCCGGUAGUGGCGCGACUCCAGAGCAGCCAUCAAAUGUGGCUGAGAAGCUGUACUCGGAAUUGCCUGAAACUAGUUUCACUCGUAGUAUCAGUAAUCCCGAAGCAGUCAUGAGGCGUCGACGUCAGCAAAAGCUUGAGAAGAAGCUACAGCAGUUUCGUUCUCGUGAUGGUGGACCAGACACUGGCGGCACUCUCAAGAUAUAUGGUGAAUCUUUGUGUCGAGAUGUUCCAUAUAAAACACUGCUGUUGUCUGUGAAAGACUCAGCCGCAACUGUGGUCAAAGAAAUGCUGGACAAGUACGGACUGGAUAAUGAAGAAGCUUUCAACUAUUGCCUCAUUCAAGUGGUCACUCCCGGUUCGGCAGAAGGAAACAACGGGCGCAUCUCCGCCACCCGUGAAUACGUUCUCGAUGACGACGAUUGUCCAUUAGCAAUUCUAAUGAUGCAACAGUCCGGUUCAAUAACUUUCCAUGUACGAAAGCGCCCCGCUGAUUAUCAGCCUCGCAAGCGGAAGAAAAAGAAAGAACCUUCUUUGAACGAAUCCCAAACCACUCUGGUUCCGCCUGGAACCCCAUCCUCGCUUCCCAUGUUUUUAGAAAUCAAUCCGGACGGGAGCGAAAUGCGUUCGGGGUCGCCAACUCGGUACUUUCUUCAACUGAACGUUACGGAGGUCGGAUCUGCUGCUCCGGAUGCGAACCACGGUGGGCAAUGUUUACAAAUCUUUGGGCCCAGCAUACAACCCAGACACUGUGUUAUUGCUCACAUGGAGGGCAUAGUCACCGUUACGCCGUGCUCCCGAGACGCGGAAACGUACGUGAACGGUCAGAGAAUCUAUGACACCACUCUGCUUCAACACGGCGCUGUCGUCCGCUUUGGACGAGUUCACACGUUCAGAUUCCUUGACCAACCAGCCUCUCGCCCUGUAUCGUAUGUUGAACAGAGGGGUAUUUUGGGACCAAUGCCAGUGGGAACUCCGACAGAUAAUCUUUCAAUAUUGAGCAAACGAGACAGCCGCGUGUUCAGGACUGAGCCGAUUCUCCCCGCCAGUUUGGAAGUUGGUGAAGCCACGGAAGACGGUUUCUUCAACGCAGUCAUCCGCAAUUUGGAUCCGAAUUUGGUGCAUUUCAAGCUGGCGCCUACAUAUGUGUUAUACUUGGCUGCCCGCUACCGCGCUUCAAAGCAUUUCCGUGAAGAACUCACUCCUCCGGAACGCGCCAUCAAACUGACCCACACGCUGACCAAAGUGGCCCGAAUGAUUGAACUCACUGCGCAGUCUUCAAAAAAUGAUCCAGGAGCGUUGGCGUUUUGGAUGGCGAAUGCCUCGGAACUGUUGCAUUUCCUCAAAUGCGAUCGUCACGUGUCUGCCUACAGCCUCGAUGCGCAGGACAUCUUGGCCGAGUGUGUUCAGGUCGCGUUUCGGAACCUGGUCGGUGGGCUGACGCGGGACUUGGACAUGGUCAUGAGUGAUUUGCUGGGCGGCGCCGGAACGAGGCGGGUUGUUGAAUGCUUGUCUGCUGGGAUGGCGACUCUUCGUCGUUGUCGCGUGAAUGCUGCGCUCACCAUUCAGCUCUUCUCUCAUCUCUUCCACUUUGUCAAUCGGUGGAUAUUCAACCGCAUUGUUGGUGUAACAGUCUGCGAACAAGGGAAUUUAUGCUCGACUCAAUGGGGCCAAGCUAUUGCGGAGCGUCUUUCCGACUUGGAAACAUGGGCCGAGAAGCAGGGACUGGAUUUGGCUGCGGAUUGUCAUUUGGCUCGCAUAACUCAGGCUGCGCAUUUACUUCAAGCUCCGAAGUGGACGCCUGAAGAUAUUGCGAUGAUCUCCAGUGCCUGUUUCAAGUUGAACUCGAUGCAGCUUCGAGUCCUUCUUGAAAAGUUCACCCCGUCGAGGAAUGAGCCUGAAAUCCCGAGAGAGCUGGUGGACAGCGUGGUUCGGGUCGCGGAAAACACCGCUGACGAAUUGCUGAAAGCCGAUGGCCGCGUUGUCCGUCUGGAAGAAGACGAAGAGCUCGGACUAGCAUUCAUGCUUCCUGAAGAUGGAUACAGCUGCGACGUGGUGCGUGGUUUCCCACAGGGGCUUUCCGAGUUCCUUGCGGGCUUGCAACGUGCUGGCUCGUGUCGGCUUGUAGCACAGCCUGCGAGUCCCGGAUUAUGGACCAUUUACAUGAACCCUCCGUCCACGACGCCGCCGGUGCAAUACUCGGCUCCGAGGCCAACUUCGAGGGCGGCAAACGUUCCUCAGCAGCAGCCGCCGCCGCAACAACAACAGCAACCCCUCGUCCCGCAGCAGCAGCAGCAGCAGUCGCCUCAGCUACCAGCUGUCGUUACUAUUCGGUUGCAGAAAUCAAAUUCUGGUAUGGGACUGAGUAUUGUUGCUGCGAAAGGUGUAGGGCAAGACAGGCUCGGAAUUUACAUCAAAAGUGUUGUGAAAGGUGGUGCUGCUGAUCAAGAUGGAAGGUUGCAAGCUGGCGAUCAGCUUUUGCAAGUUGAUGGGCAUUCUCUUGUCGGGAUAACGCAGGAAAAAGCUGCUGAGAUCAUGAUGAAAACAGGAGCGACGGUCGUUUUGUCCGUAGCGAAACAAGGAGCGUUUUUUCAUGGCCUAGCCACGCUGUUGUCUCAGCCGUCUCCGGCCAUUACUCGAGCUGGAGCACAAGAAACUAUGCCGCGACAUACGAGCGAGAGAGACAUCCCGGGUAGCGUGGCGUCAACGUUGGGUCCAGGCAAUGUGCCGCCUUCGCAACACGCGUACUCGCAAUCGUACCUGGCAACGAGCUCAGUUCAGCAACGACGCCCAAUGCCGCCACAAGCCAGCGGAAUCAAUCCUGGCAGCGCCGUGUACCCGGGCCAGCGACUCCCGGCGUCCAAAUCCGUGCCAGCGCUGCAUUCGCACGAUGAGGCACCGCCGCAGCGCCAAAUGGCAACAACCCCGGUGCCACCGCACCAGAUGCACCAUCAGCUACAACCUGGCUCUCAGCAGACGCAACAGCAACAACAACAUAAUCACCACCAUCACCAUCAGCAGCAAUCAUCGCAGCCUUACCCACAUCAGCAGCAGCAUCCGUUGCAUCAUCAUCAUCAGAAGCCGGAGAUGCAGACCCAUCACGGCUACCAGCAUCGUUCGACUCAGAACUUGGCAUCGCCUUCCGUGGCGGCCGGUGCAUUUGCCACUCCUCCGGGCACGUAUACGAGCACACUGCCGUCUCGCGGCCAUUUGCAACAGCACUCUCGUGGCGCCAAAUUUCAAGAGAUGAGUGAAGAAGUGCGACGCAGAGAAGUGCGUGGAAUGACCGCGGUUGGUGGUGGACGCGCGGGAGGAGGAGCGACACCGCGAACGGAGUUGCACAAUGGUCAGCUGCCGACGAGUGGUGGUGGCGGCGGCGGGACGUCGUCGACGUUGAGGCAUGACAGGAGCGGAUCUGUGCCGAUAAGCUCACAAACGCAGCUCAGUCAGCACAUCAGUAAGAUCGUCAGCCCGAAGAGCCCGUGGGAACGGGAAGCAGAGGAGAAGGAGGCGGAAAGACGAGCAGAAGCGGCGAGGUUGUGGCGAGACGAGCAGAUUGCUUUGCUCGAGUUGUUGCCGAGCUUGAAUCAAAGACAAGAGGAUCAACUGAAGGCGUUGCGGCUGGAACGUGAAUUCCAGCGAAGAGCGGAAGAAGAAUCCCGACGCCGGGCCACGAUUGACGAAGACGAACACGAAGAUGACGACGAUGACGACGACGAAGAGCAACUCGAGGACCGCGACGCUGCCAAAGAUCUGCGUGCGGAAAUCUCGCGUAGCCGAGACAGAUUCCUCAAUGACACCGUUGGGUCGACGGCCCAUGAAGAGGCCACUCGUCAAAUCGCGUCGCUCUCAUUCACUGAGCAAAACAAUAAUAAUAUCCUGAGGGCGUCGAAUCCGAGCCUCACGUCGCUCUCGAGGCAGGAGAAGUUGGAGGAGAUGCGACGAAAGGCGGCGCAGCUGGAGGCGGCUCAGCAGGUAGAGCAGAGGAUUAUUCGCGAGGCACAGCGGCGGCAGCAGGAGGAAGUCGUGAGUGGAUCUGGUGGCAGGAGGACGCCGAGGGGCGACGUGCCGCCGCCGCUGCCGAGCUCGUCGCCACCAGCUGAACCUGGGAUGCGUCGGCUGGAUAAUCUAAUCCGUUCCAAUGGCAUGGAAAACGGACUAACGGACUCGAACGCAAACCUGAACUACACCCCGACGCACCCGGAAACGUUCUUGUCCGAGGCGACGGAACUUCUGGCGCAGACAAGCCCUUUUGACACGUCAGCGGGUGCAGGCAAUACCCCUGGCGUGAUCGGUGCCCAGGAGGUGUAUCGCGAUCCGCGCCAGCGUCGUCUCGCCGAAAAAGCGUCAGCCGACACCACGGCCGCCUUGCCGAACCCCGAAAAGCUCACCUUCCGCGAGAAGAUGAAGAUGUUUGCGGUGGAAGGCACCUAAGGCAUCAUCAUAUCCCGGAGGACCACUGCAAGAUUUUCUAAGGUCCAGAGAGAGAGAGAUAUUGAAGACCAGUUUCAGUUUUUGAAUUCCACUCCCGUCUAAAGAAAAACGUGUGCGUGCGUCAGUGCUUUUAGUGGACGUGUGUGACAGAGCACGGGACAGAGAGGAGAAGAAAGAGGUAGAAAAGACACUCAAUUAUAUAUUUUUUUGUAUCGAGUGUUGUUACAAUGGGACGAUUGCGCUCGCUCCUCAGCAUGUUCGGAGGAACGUCAAUCAGUGCUUUUUAUUGGCCUCCAGAAAGCUUCCGAAGACUCAAGGAUUCCUCGUUUCUAAUUGAAAAACUUAAAAUAAAAAAUUAAUCACGUAACGCCUUCCGAAAAUCUUAUUCCCCUCUUUUCGAUAUGUCGUCUCACGUGUGAUCUUGGAAUUUUUCCGACUUAUCGUGUCCAUGUUAAUUUUUUUUUAAUCCUGCAAUUGUAAUGUUUAAAAGAUCACACUAUUUAAUGAUAUGCUUUGCAAGACAUCAACAGUGCAGUGAGAAAUUGUCGACAGUUUUUUAUUCUUCCUUCGUUGGACUUGGAAAGUUGGAAUGAUGACAUUUUUUUAAUUUUAACGAUGGUUCAUGAAGUUUCGGAAGUCAUGAUUGUAAUUUAUUAAUUGGGACCAAUAUUAUAUUUACUAAUGUACAUUUUAAUUUAUAAUUUCAAGUAAUAGCAUAACAUUUUAAUCCGGCUUGAGGCAAUUAUUUUCCUAUUUCUCGUAUGUGUUCAACAAUAACUUCAAUACUUCAGUGUACGUUCAAAAAAAACUUUUGAGUUUGCUGAUGGAAUAUUCGGCUUUUCCACUGAGCACCAACUUUUCAAGUGCUUAUAGUAGAAAAUCAUGCAUUUAUUUAAUGCAUAGAAAAUACGUGCUGAAAUAUCAAGCAGACAACACGACAGACGUAUGGCAUGAUUCUUUUCUCCCAUUUCGAACGUGGAUGUCAGUUUGAGUCUGGAAUUUUGUGGAUGGCCCAGGUGAUACCUAAUAUACUAGUGAGCAAUAUCCAAGGAAAUAUUUAUGUACUUAUAAAUAUUUUUCUGCGCUCCACGCACUGUGAACUAUUGACAAAAGGAACAAAACGUUGCAAUUUUGUUGAACGUCCUGAAAAGGCAAAAAGCUUGCACUUCUUCUGCUUUAAAAAAUAUCGCAACAUUGCCGUCCGUGAAUGAGUCUUUGUGCUGUUUACAUGGGGGUUUGGGGGAUUAUGGACUUCUUUACGACGUGCCUAGGAUUGUGAUGAGUGGAGUUUGCGAAGAGAAUAGAGGCAGAAGUGGAAGCAGUGAGUACAAAAAAGGAAAAAUUAAAACUUGAUGGAAAUCUUUCCCAGCGUCAGACAAACGUCGCCAAAAAAAAAAAGGGUUUCACUUUUUAUUUCCUCUCAAAUCGUUCGCCUGUUAUUAUAAUGCUUCCUCCCAAUUUGAGGACAUCCACCGAAUUAUUUAGGUGGUGUACGGUACGGGAUCUUCUAUUUUAUGGCGCUGAUUUUGUGGAGUUUUAGUGGCUGCUCGUUGUGUGGGUUUUUUUUCGCGCACCUCGAAGUUGAACGAUUUCGGGAGACUCGUUUUUGUUGUUUGUUUGUAGAAUUGUGUUGGAAUUAUUCAAUUUUCAUGGAAAAGCGGCUAAAUUGAGUGCGAACAAGGUCCAAGAAUCCGUUUAGGGCGAACCCGUGGCAUUUAUAUUCGGACGCGAAAGCGAUGGAUUUCUUGAGUGGAGAAUUUUUCUUUCGUUUUGAGUCGUGACUUCUUUGUGUUGUGGAGAAAAAAAAAGAACUGGAAAUGAACUUCAGUUUUAUCUGCAAA
Molecule: messenger RNA, 6880 nt
Organism: Notodromas monacha
Lineage: Eukaryota; Metazoa; Arthropoda; Ostracoda; Podocopida; Cyprididae
Source: the annotation of a GenBank genome assembly